AUGAAGCAACUUCAGUGUGACAACAUUUACUGGAAGGCGGAGGGAAUCCAGUUUAUAUUUAUUUUCCUUCCAUUAAGCCCUGGUAUUGGAGUUUGGGUCCAAAAUAAAGCAAGUCACUCGGGGGCCCCGUUUCACGGGAAGUCCCCGAGCUGGACCGUUGGCCCACACUGGGGUCCGCUCCUUCCGGGCGGGCUGCCCGGCCCCCGCGCCCGGCCCCGCGCCCGCUCACCCUGGGCCGCGCUCCCCCUCCGCCCGGCAGCUGCCGCUGGCCGCGGUCCCCGGAGCUUGGCGCGCGCUCCCCGAGCCCCGGUCGUCCUCGGAGGCCGCCCAUCCGCUCCCGGGGCUCUGAGGGGCUGCCCCGGGCCGGGUCUCCGGGGCGCGCGAAAGCAGCAGCAGAAUGACGGAGAUGACGAAAGAGCUGACGCAACGCCGCCCACCUCACAGCCGCCGGUGCUGCGGGUGGCCAUCCUGCUGUCCUACUGCUCUAUCUUGUGCAACUACAAGGCCAUCGAAAUGCCCUCGCACCAGACCUACGGAGGGAGCUGGAAAUUCCUGACUUUCAUUGAUCUGGUUAUUCAGGCUGUCUUUUUUGGCAUCUGUGUGCUGACUGAUCUUUCCAGUCUUCUGACUAGAGGAAGUGGAAGCCAAGAACAAGAGAGGCAGCUCAAGAAGCUCAUCUCUCUCCGGGACUGGAUGCUGGCUGUAUUGGCCUUUCCUGUUGGGAUUUUCGUUGUAGCGGUGUUCUGGAUCAUUUAUGCCUAUGACAGAGAGAUGAUUUACCCGAAGUUGCUUGAUAAUUUUAUCCCAGGGUGGCUGAAUCAUGGAAUGCACACGACGGUUUUGCCCUUUAUAUUAAUCGAGAUGAGAACAUCACACCAUGCGUAUCCCAGCAGGAGCAGCGGACUGGCCGCCAUAUGUACCUUCUCUGUUGGCUAUAUAUUAUGGGUGUGUUGGGUGCAUCAUGUAACGGGGAUGUGGGUGUACCCUUUCCUGGAACACAUUGGCCCAGGAGCCAGAAUCCUCUUCUUUGGGUCUACAACCAUCUUAAUGAACUUUUUGUACCUGCUGGGAGAAGUUCUGAACAGCUAUAUCUGGGAUACACAGAGAAUAAACCAUCAGAAUGUCACCAUUGGAAACCCAGACACUUGAGAGCUCCGAAGUUUUA
Molecule: messenger RNA, 1165 nt
Organism: Mesoplodon densirostris (Blainville's beaked whale)
Lineage: Eukaryota; Metazoa; Chordata; Mammalia; Artiodactyla; Ziphiidae
Gene: AIG1
Product: androgen induced 1
Exons: 8
Coding region: 1-1149 (382 amino acids)
Cellular component (GO): membrane; endomembrane system
Source: RefSeq, a predicted model, not a curated record